AUGAGGCCAUUGACGGACGAAGAAACGACAGCACUUUUUGAAAAGUUAUCUAAAUAUAUUGGUGAUAAUAUUCGUUUGUUACUCGAACGACCUGAUGGUCUUUACACAUUUCGAUUACAUAAAGAACGAGUUUAUUACUGCAGCGAAAAUAUUAUUAAAUAUGCCAUGCAUUUUCCUCGAAAAGAGUUACUUAGUUUUGGCACAUGUUUUGGAAAAUUUACAAAAACAAAAAAAUUUCGUUUACAUAUAACGGCAUUAGAUUUUGUUGCACCCUAUGCAAAGUACAAAGUCUGGUUAAAACCGAGUGCUGAACAACAAUUUCUUUAUGGCCACAAUGUUAUGAAAACAGGAUUAGGACGUAUCACAGAAAACACACCUAAAUAUAAUGGUGUUAUUGUUUACACAAUGAAUGAUGUUCCUCUGGGUUUUGGCGUAGCAGCCAAAUCGACUGUUGAAUGUCGUGCAGCGGAUCCAUUAGCAACGGUCGUGUUUCAUCAAUCUGACGUUGGCGAAUAUUUAAGAAAUGAAGAUGCUUUGACUUACCUUCAACCAAAUCUUGAUACAAGACGUAAACAGUUGGAUGCAUGGUGUUCAUUAAUACUUGAUUAUUGUCGAAUAAAAAAAACUUGUACAUUUGAUGUUAAUGAUGCAACAAAAUUUCCACCAUUUUCAAAUUCAAAACUAAACCGACAACUUGAUAAUAAUUUUAUUCAGAUAAUACUCGAAGAAUUGCGUGCAAGAGGUAACAUUGAAUGGCAAGACAAAAACAAACGACGAUGUCUAGUUUUAUGGAAAUCACCUGAAGAAUGGGCUAAAACUGUUUAUCAAUGGAUCAAUGCGCGUGGAAUGAAUGGUACUGUUUGUACAUUUUAUGAGUUAUUACACGGAGAUGAUUCACGUACAGCCGAAUUUCAUGACAUUGAUCCACAAUUAUUUCGUCGUAUAUUGAGUGAAUUAGAAAAAUGUGGUCAAGCAGUUGUUUUCUCUGAUAAUGGUGUUGAUGGUGUCAAAUUUAAUUAA
Molecule: messenger RNA, 1020 nt
Organism: Didymodactylos carnosus
Lineage: Eukaryota; Metazoa; Rotifera; Eurotatoria; Philodinida; Philodinidae
Source: the annotation of a GenBank genome assembly